GUGCAAUUUGCUUUUCUUUUGGACCAUCUCCGCACACAUUAUAUGCACCACGAUGGGUAUCUUGAGUACACUGCUCAUCAUCAUGCUGAAGGAUUGGCCGGGUGCUUAUUCCUAUCUUUUGGUGUGCUUUCUCUGGCUAUAUAUGUAUUGCAUACUUGGCACACGUAUUGAAAUAUGUAACGAUCAAUUUUGUACUGGGGUCUACGACAUCAACUGGUAUGCCUUAGAUGUGCAUAAUCAAAAUACUAUUCGCUUGAUGCUAAUGCAGUCGCAAGCACCACGAAAUAUAACCAUCGCGGGAGUUGAACCAUUAUCGGUUAGCACAGCCCUCAAGAUAACACGAACAAUUUACAGUUUGGUCAUGAUGGUGCUACGUUUCCAAACUAAAUAAAAGGUAUUAUUGGAAAUAUUUGUAGAAAAGGACGAAAAAUGUGUGGACAUGGGAUUUAUAGUACUUACACAGAUUAACA
Bactrocera oleae (olive fruit fly) is the source of this 470-nucleotide messenger RNA. NCBI's taxonomy places the organism in Eukaryota, Metazoa, Arthropoda, Insecta, Diptera, Tephritidae. The record is from RefSeq and is a predicted model, not a curated record.